Triticum aestivum (bread wheat) is the source of this 444-nucleotide messenger RNA. Its product is annotated as zinc finger protein 2-like. The transcript has a single exon. Bases 13 to 348 code for a protein of 111 amino acids. Gene Ontology annotation, molecular function: DNA-binding transcription factor activity. Lineage: Eukaryota; Viridiplantae; Streptophyta; Magnoliopsida; Poales; Poaceae. The record is from RefSeq and is a predicted model, not a curated record.
CAUGAGGCUCCCAUGGCAGCUGAAGCAGCUCCCCUAGACUUGUCUCUCACGUUGGCCCCCAUGUCUCCUUGGGCUGUUCUUCCUUCUGGCAGCAGUAGCCACCGCAGCGGCGCCGCAAGAUCGAGGCUCUUCUCUUGCCUCUUCUGCGAGAGGAAGUUCCUCAAGUCUCAGGCGCUAGGGGGGCAUCAGAACGCGCACAGGAAGGAGAGGGUCGUCGGCAGCUGGAACGCCCACCUCUACCUCCCUGACCAUCCUCGUCCCCCGUUGCCGGACACCGCGACGGGUUACCUUGUUGACGACGGCGACGAAGACAAGUACCAGAAGCUUGAUCUUAACCUCAAGCUUUAAUUAGCUCUAGCUCGUGUGCACGCUGUACGGUACGUACGCUAAGUUCGCUCCAUUGGUCAUUGCCUACGUACACUGCUAGUUUUGUGUAAUGACUUU